UGCAAUUCCUCGCAUUCUGGGCGUGUUUUUAUUUCAGCUCCAUUUUUGUCUACGCCGAUACUAUGCGAUCCUGACCCUAUCACCCAUUCAGAAAAAGUUCCGUUGUAGAAGGCACCUCAGCCAGCGUCCUUGAUUCUUUUUUUUUUCUCCUUCCUCCAGAGACGGAGACAAAGCAACUCUCGUCGCAGCGACACCUUUGCUCGCUGAACAUCUUCUCAUUUUUCCUACGAAUUCCCUUCUUCUGUACCUACCAACCAUGUCUCUCUUCGGGUCUACGAAUAAAGCGAGUCCGUUUGGAAGCUUGAACCUGAAUACAGGAAAUCAACAAGGGGGCGGUCUAUUUGGGUCUACGCAGAACCAACAGAGCUCUAGCACAGGAGGAGGGUUGUUUGGUUCCAAUGCCACGUCUCAGCCUUCACAGACCGGUAGCAUUUUUGGGUCUACGACAGCGACACCAACGUCGAACCAGCCACAGGCCGGUGGUGGUGGGCUAUUUGGGUCUUUGAACACUCAGCAGAAGCCGCAGGGUAGUCUAUUUGGGGGACUAGGAGGACAACAACAGCAGCAGCAACCGCAACAGCAGACAGGCGGAGGGUUUUUUAGUGGUCUCGGAACAAACACACAGCAGCAACAACAACAGCCCCAGCAACAGACUGGUGGAUUGUUCGGUGGUCUCGGUGCCAGUACAACACAGCAACAGCAACCUCAACAGACGGGCUUGUUCGGAGGUUCCCUACUAGGCGGUCAACAGCAGCAGCAGCAGCAGGCGCAACAGCAGCCUCAACUGGGCCAGAGCACGUUGCAACAACAGAAUAUGGGAUCGAGCAUAUGGUCUCCAGGCCGUGCGAUCACAGGAGUUCAUCGGACCGUGCCAAUGCAAAUGACCAUCGUCAAGGAGAAAUGGGACCCGACUAUCUUUUCUUCCCCCUUUAGAACAUAUCUUUAUAACAACGUCGGCGAGGACUCGGCACCAUUCUACCAGCCUGGUUACAACGACGAUGAAACGAAAUGGGAAGAGGCUUUACGGAAGAGACCUGGUCCAGGACACGUCCCCGUUCUGGUGAGAGGAUUCCUUGAGCUCGGAAAACGAGCACAGAGACAAAAGGACUUCCUUGCCGUGAUGCAGACCCGACUUCACGAAAUCAACAAUUGUCUUACCGACCUGCUAUCUCGUCAUGAUUUGAAAAUCUCCGUGCGAAUUGCCGACGCUCGUCGGAAACAUCUCGUGCUAAGCAAACGGUGUCUGUCGCUAGCUGCGAAGACGCAGGUAUUGAGGAACAGAGGCUACGCCAUGGACGACGUAGAAGAGGAACUCAAGAAGAAGCUCGCUCAACUAGAACGCUCCGUUUUCGACCCGUCCCUGAACGGACGCGCGGAGGAGAUCUGGGCCAGGAUGCUGGCUAUUCGGGAGGGAUCGAAGCGUCUGCAAAUCGAAGUGGAAAAGGCUGGGCCCAGCGCGGCACUACAGGGUGAGGGAGAAGUGAAUGAGGAGGUUCUGAAGAAGGUUAAGAAGAUCCUGGAUGACUACAACUCCCAGAUUCAAUGCUUGCAAAAGGAACUAGAAUCAGUCAAGAAGGACCUCGAGGACUCGCUGAAGUCCCCGGAUCGUUAGGGCAUGAAGUCGGAAGGCUUUACUUGAUAGUUACUCCAAUUAUCUGCUAUGUGAUAUGCUUUUUUCCCCUUGUUCUAUUUAAUGGGACCGGCCAUUUGGUGCUUGACACUGUUUGCAUUACGGAGAAAGGGUGUUUUAUUUAUUUUCUUCUCUUCUUGGAGCUCUAGCAAAUAAUUUGACCAG
Molecule: messenger RNA, 1795 nt
Organism: Monascus purpureus
Lineage: Eukaryota; Fungi; Ascomycota; Eurotiomycetes; Eurotiales; Aspergillaceae
Source: the annotation of a GenBank genome assembly